This is a messenger RNA of Branchiostoma belcheri (Belcher's lancelet), 2220 nucleotides long. RefSeq names its product spartin-like. Gene Ontology annotation, cellular component: plasma membrane. The record is from RefSeq and is a predicted model, not a curated record. Gene Ontology annotation, biological process: cell division; negative regulation of BMP signaling pathway. Lineage: Eukaryota; Metazoa; Chordata; Leptocardii; Amphioxiformes; Branchiostomatidae.
CGCUGACGUCACGACAACAAAUGCCGUCAGACUCACGGGAUGUCGUCCGAUCGGUUCAGUGACUAACAACAAAUUAUCACCUGGUAUUUUCUCAUUUUAUCUGACUCAUAUAAUCCUAAGAUAUAAGAACCCAAAGUGCAGUUUAAGACAUUAAGGAACCUAAGACUAGAAGGAACUGUCAGCAUUGACGAUAACUUCCGGGUUUUGUAAAGCGGAUCCAAAAUGGACGCUCAAGUCAUGGAAAGGGGGAGGGCAGAAAGUUCUAGUACCGAAGAGGAGCGGUACCAAGCGUUGAAGAGGGAAUGUCACGACGCCUUCAUCUACGUAGACCAGGCCCUCACUUCCGACGAGAGCGGGGACAUGGCGAAAGCCGUGGAACUUUACCGGCGGGCGCGUCAUCACUUGGAAAAGGGGUUCGGGAUCCAGUGUAGCAGAGAAGAGGCCACGAAACUUCGAAGUAAGAUGACAAGGUCAUUGGCUCAAGUUCAGGCCAGGCUUGAGUACCUAGAACCAAUGAUGGCGUCACAACAGAACGGUCAAGCAGUUCCUGUUCAGCCAACUGCACCACCAAGGGAAAUAGAGCCUCCGGCUCCUCCUUCUACUACUAGACCAGUAGCCCCCCCUGCACGCCCUCCCCCACCCUCAUCAGUACCCCAGGGGGCACCUGCCGCCCCCACACAAGCAGAUAAUGAUUUACCCCCUGCGUACUCAGAAGUGGUUCCGCGGGGUCACAUUUCGGCAGGGUCUACCGCCGAUGAGCGAGAUUUUAUUUCUCUGGGAGACAGUAUCCUGUCCGAGGAGGAGGCGUCAAGAAGGAGUAGUGUCUUUACGGAUGCAGAUGAACUCCUGUGCAUCCCAGACGGGGUACAGAUCUUCUAUGUCAGUCCCGACGGAAGUGUCAGCGCCCCGUCUUACCCGGGCCCGCUCAGAAUCGUCAAAAUCCCAGAGCAGAACACCACCUUCCUUCAAGUCUCUGACUGGCUGUACCCUCUCGUCCCUGGCCAAUCGCCAGCCCUGCACAGCAACAACGGAGCCUACAUGUUCCCCGACGUCCUGUCGGGACACUACGGCUCUUGUGUGGGGGUUGUCAUCUCCUCAGAGGUGGACGCCGUGCAGCAGGCACAGUUCCAGAGCCUGCUGCAGGAGUACACACAACUCCAUACACAGCCUCCCGAGGCUCAGGCAGGGGUUGGAGAGGCCGGUGUUGGGGACCUGACUCAGGUGGUGGGAAUGAGGGGUGCAGCUCCUACAGCACCACCAGCAGAAGCCCCAAGGAGACCAGAGGUUGCACCACAAAGACCUGAAGUUGCUCCACGCAGACCUGACGUUGCUCCUCGAAGGCCAGAAGUUGCACCAGAGAGACCUGCAGUUGGUCCACAGAGACCAGCAGUUGCUCCAGAAAGGCCUGCGGAACCCACAACCAAUAAGGAAGUGCCUCAGUGGAGCCAGAAGGUGUCAAAGGGACUAGUUGUAGGAGCUGAGUGGGUGUCCUGGGGAGCAACAAAGGGAGCUGAACUGACGGGAAAGCUGGUGACCAAGGGGACGGCCAAGCUGAAGGAACGUAUCAAGCCUGACGAGAAACCUGCCGAGGUGGAUCCCAAAUACGUCAAGGGGGCACAGGUUGCCAGGGCUACGACCCACGUGACCUUGAAAGUGACGAAGGCUGUGGUGCUGGCUGUGAGAGAUCUGACCUUGAGAGUAGGGCGUGAGUUGGCCCCCCACGUGAAGAGGGUGGGCACCCAGCUGCUGCCAGACAGCGUGAAGGACGACACUGAUGGGAAGAAGAAGCAGACCAUGGACGGGGUCGUAGAGGUCGCGGCAGGUGGAUUGCAAGCCUUCAGCACGGUGUACCUGGCCCUAGAGGCUGCAGCUGUCUCUAUUGCCAAGAACAUUGGUAAUGCCACAGUGGAGACUGUUGAACACAAAUACGGCACCCAGGCUGGGCGGGUAGCAGACGACGCAGUCAACACCGUGGGGAAUGCCGGUCUAGCCUGGCACUACAUGGACGACAUCGGCAUCAAGGCUAUUCUCAAGAGGACGGCAAAAGAUGCAGGGAAGGCUGCAAUAGAGGACUAUAGGAGGGAUAAGGGUGCAGGGGGCGGGGAGGGUAUGGGGAAAGGGGGGUCGGAAGGAGCAGGGGUGGGCGGCCGGGGGCCAUGGGGAACAUGCUUUAAUGUGCAAUGUGUGGCUGUUUUGAAGAACUACGUGUUCAACAAAUAA